CCACGACUCAUUUGAUCGCCUUCGCAACAUGUUUACCAAGUCUAUUCUCGUCUUCCUCAACUGUUGUUCGCUGAGUGUUCUAGCUCAGCACUAUCAAGGUAUCAACACGGAGUCGCUCAGCAUCAAAGUGGUUCUAGGCCUACUUAUAACUGCGAUCCCUCUGCUGGUCUUGGAGUUUUUGCUCCUAGUGGCUACGUAUCGAGCCCUUUGGCAUCCGCUUGCUAAAUACCCGGGCCCAUGGUGGGCAGCUCUGACCGACUGGUAUUCUGUCUACCACAUCGUUAAAGGCGACCGGCACAUUGACUUCUAUCGCCUACAUGAGAAAUAUGGCAACAUCGUCCGAUUCGGCCCACGGCGGAUCUCCAUUCGGUCCGCAACCGCGCUUAAAGACAUCUACAGUGUCAACGCCAAUGUUAAGAGGUCGCAAGUCUAUGCCUCCACGGCCCACUUCUUUGGCGGGACGCCCUCCUCCAACACCACACCCGACAUGAAGGAGCAUGCAUUUAGACGCAGGGUAAAUGUUCGUGCCCUCAGUCCAGCAAAUAUCAAAGGAAUGGAGGAACAGAUACUGAAGAAUGUUCGAUACUUCUGUGAGACUCUGGUCGAUGGUGAUGGGCAUGAUUGGAGCUCCCCACACGACAUGAGCAAGCUCGUUGGGUAUCUUGUCUCGGACAUCAUGGGAGACAUCACGUUCAGCAAAAGCUUUGACGUCCAAAGGAAGCCCGACAAUCGCGAUCUUCUCACUUCCCUGCCCCAGGCUGUCGCGGGUAUUCACUUAGUAGGUUAUAUGCCCGAAAUUGUCACGUUCAGACUCCACAAGAUUUUCUUUCAGAAUCUGAUCGCUGGCAUUGCCCGAUUCACCAGCCUCAGCGCGUCGACCUUUCAAUGGCGCUUCGCACAAGAAAAUUGCAAUGACGUCUUCUCGGCCCUGCUCCAGGCGCGAGACGAGAAGACUGGGCGAGGCUUCUCAACAGACCAACUUAUCUCCGAGGCCGGACUCCUUACCAUUGCUGGAUCCGAUACUACGGUCAGUGCCACAACAGCAAUAUUCUUCUAUCUGUCGCAUUACCCCUCAUGCCGCUCUCGCCUGGAGAAGGAAAUUCGCAGUACCUUUGCUAGCAUUGAGGACAUCCGCAUCGGCACUCAACUAGCGUCAUGCCACUAUCUCCUGGCAUGCAUUGAGGAAACACUCCGUCUUAGUCCUCCUGUUGGCUCCACGCUAAUGCGUGAGGUGUUGCCGGGCGGCCUUACUGUCGACGGGGAGUGGUUCCCACCGGGGACUGACAUAGCGGUGCCGCACUAUGCGCUCCAUCACGACGAACAAUACUAUCCUGACCCCUUCACCUUCAAGCCACAACGGUGGCUUUCAAAAGACUCCUCCGAAACCAUCGACGUUGGCCUGGAUCUGGAGACGCCGAACGACGCGCAAGACAAGGCUUCGAGUUCACCAGAGUCGCUUGCUGCCAGCGCGUUCACCGCAUUCGGGGUCGGUAGGACGUCGUGCAUCGGAAAGUAUCUCGCGUACCAAGAGAUUUCGCUCGUCGUCGCUCGGACCCUCUGGGGUUUUGAUAUGCGUCUUGAGCCGGGGUCGACGCUUGGGGAAGGGAGUAAGAAGCUGGGCACUGGGCGGCAGAGACGGAAGGAAUUCCAGACCUGGGACCGGUUUGUGAGUAUGCACGAGGGUCCAGUGCUGCAGUUCAAACGGCGCGAGUUUUGAGUCGCCGCUGCUCAUUGCUGUCUGGUUCUUCUUUAACAGUGGGAUGGCAAGAGACCGAAUGCUGCCCUUUCCAAUAUAAUAUACUCGACAUGUGCGUGUGUAAGCCGUGGUUCAUCUUGGCGCCGGUCCGUCAUCAUUUAACGUUGCAGUUCAGCACCAUAAGCAGCACGCUGAUACAGUGGGACGCGCAAGGUACGGG
Molecule: messenger RNA, 1916 nt
Organism: Trematosphaeria pertusa
Lineage: Eukaryota; Fungi; Ascomycota; Dothideomycetes; Pleosporales; Trematosphaeriaceae
Product: cytochrome P450-like protein
Exons: 4
Coding region: 29-1717 (562 amino acids)
Molecular function (GO): monooxygenase activity; oxidoreductase activity, acting on paired donors, with incorporation or reduction of molecular oxygen; iron ion binding
Source: RefSeq, a predicted model, not a curated record